Bufo bufo (common toad) is the source of this 849-nucleotide messenger RNA. RefSeq lists its product as uncharacterized. The coding region runs from base 76 to 849 and encodes 257 amino acids. The record is from RefSeq and is a predicted model, not a curated record. Gene Ontology annotation, biological process: regulation of DNA-templated transcription. The transcript is spliced from 4 exons. NCBI's taxonomy places the organism in Eukaryota, Metazoa, Chordata, Amphibia, Anura, Bufonidae.
GCGACACUGUCACAAGUCUUUCACCCCUUUCUGUAGUGGAAACCGCCUAGCUCCGCCCCCUGAAGGACGGGUCACAUGACGGUGACGUCAUCACAGGUCCUUCUGCUGUGUGGUGACUGCAGUUGUCCUGCUCUCUCUGCUAUCAGCCGUUCUUUCUGUAUACUGAGGCUAUAUUAUUUACAAGGGGCCCCCGCUGGCUGUGGCCCCCGGACUGCAUUUGUUAAUUUCUGGAUUUUGGUAAUAAGAGUUGUCUUGUGGCUCCAGUACAAGGGGCCUGCAGUACUAGAAGCCUCCAGUUCAUCCAUUUUUCUCCUGAAUGACCCACCAAAGAUGGACAGGAAGGAGAUCAGCAGAAGAAUAUUAGACUUCACCUUGGAGAUCAUCUCCCUGCUGAGCGGAGAGGACUACACAAUAGUGAAGAAGACAUCAGGGGGGAAUCCCAACAUCAGUGAGUUAGGAGGGUGGAGCAGAACCCCAAUUACAGAACUUCCCCCCCUGAUACAUGAGCAUAAGAUCCUCGAACUCACCCACAAGAUGAUGGAGCUGCUGACUGGAGAGGUUCCUGUAAGGUGUCAGGAUGUCGCUGUCUAUUUCUCCAUGGAGGAAUGGAAGUAUUUAGAAGGACAUGAGGACCUGUACAAGGAGGCCAUGAUGGAGGACCCCCGGACUCAGACGUCACAAUGUAAGAAGAGACACGUAGAAAUGCAUUGUAUGUUUUUGGGGGCGUUCCAUACAUACAAAUAUGUUGCAUAUUUCUUCACUAUUUGGAUUAUUAUUUUUAUGAAUAUUAAUAAUAUGAGACUUUGCAUUGUGUUUAUAUGUUACGUGUUAUAUGUAGUAAGUUUGUGA